UUGGUGUAGUUAAACCGAGUUUAAGCAAGGAGAGUUUGCCUCGGCCGGCAGUUUUCCAAGCACGAACAUGCAGUUUUCCGUCUCUUGACAUCCCAGUCUCUCUCACCGCCUUGAAAAUCGGAAAGACUUUUGCUAAGUGCGAGAGAGAAAGAAAUUUUCGAGUCAUCUUUCAGGACUCUUUUCCUCAACUGAAGACCUUUGCAGAAAUCCUGUACGGUGAGAAGCCGGCGUUUUUCAAGUGAAGCCCCCUAGUGCAAAUCCAGGGUUCCCAGGCACGCUCUGGGGCGCUGUCCUUGCGCACUCCUGCCAGCUUCCUGUCCAGAGGACUCCCGCGUUGAACCGCCAGAUGGCGCUCUUCUCGAAGGCCGCUCAGGUCAGUCAUAAAUGGCCGGGGAGUUGCCUGGCAACCGUAACUGGGUGUUCCAAACAAUUGGGACCCGGAUCCUCCGCGAAUCAAGGUUGUGCUGCGGCUGCGCUGACCUCUCAGCCCUCGUAAGAGCGUUUUGCUCAGCAUUUAACCAUGCCUCCCACCCGAGACCCAUUUCAACACCCUGUGUUGGAUAACGAUGACUCAUACCUGGGAAAACUGCGAGCUUCCAAGAAAUCCCAAUAUAAGAACCCAACUCACCUUGCUCAGCAACAAGAACCCUGGAGUCGGCUCAGUUCAACUCCCACAAUCACCUCGAUGAGGCGGGAUGCCUAUUUUUUUGAUCCCAAGGUACCAAAGGAUGACCUGGAUUUCCGCUUAGCAGCCUUGUACAACCACCACACUGGGGCAUUCAAGAACAAAAAUGAGAUAUUGGUACACCAGGAGACCAUUCAGGAUACCCAUGGGUAAGUGGUACAGAUGCCAGAAGAAUUUUUACCACCUCCCCCACCACUCCCUAUCACAUCCCUGGCUAACAUCAGACACUGGAUCAACCCUAAGAAGGAGUCCAUCCACAGCAUCCAGGGUUCCAUAGUGUCCCCUCACACUGCAGCCACCAAUGGAGGCUACUCCCGAAAGAACGACGGUGGCUUCUUUUCCACCUAGUAUUGACAAGCUUCUGGAUUAAUCACAAUGGAACAUCCUGCCACCCACCUCCAUUAAACAGACUCAUGCAAGAUGAAACCUGAUGUGUCUGUUACCUAUGGACUACGAGUUGCCGUUUGACUAAAUGAGAGAAAUUUCUCAACUUCUAGCAACUAGUCCUGUUGGGUCUAUUUACAACUUGGAAAGCUAUUAUGCCAAGAAGAUAAGAAUCAGGGCAGAACAGUGCUGUCUUUGGUAGGAGACAGGUCUUCAUAAAAACCCAGACCCAGUGCCGUCAAUUCCGACUCAUAGUGACCCUAUAGGACAGAGUAGAACUGCCCCAUAGUUUUCAAGGACCCCUGACAAAUUCAAGCUGCCAACCCAUUGGUUAGCAGCCCUAGCACUUAACCUCUACACCACCAGCGUUUCCCAGGUCUUCAU
Molecule: messenger RNA, 1453 nt
Organism: Loxodonta africana (African savanna elephant)
Lineage: Eukaryota; Metazoa; Chordata; Mammalia; Proboscidea; Elephantidae
Gene: CFAP276
Product: cilia and flagella associated protein 276
Exons: 5
Source: RefSeq, a predicted model, not a curated record